AUGAACCGCAAUCAUUUAGACAAAAACUGGGGCAUGGUAAUUAAGAAUAUUUCUGAUGAGGAAGAUGAAUUACCUCUCGAAGUGGAAAUGCCAAUGCAAAUUAGACCUAAUACACAUUCUGCAAACUAUGGCGACCGAGAGAUUAACGCCUCUAAUGUGAACAUCGAAAUUGCUCGCUCUCCUUACCACUCACGAAGUGUUUCAAGAGCUUCAUCAAAGACAGAAAUGUAUUUUAAUGCUAAAAUGCAAAAGACACCCCGAGAACCUCAACAGGUUACCCCAAGAGAAGUACUUCCACCUCAAAUGACCCCUAAAGCAUCCAAUCAUUCAUCCCCAAGAGCCAUUAAUAUAUUCCCAACUGAUACAAAUCAAACAGAUCAAACGGAUGUAACCGAUAUACCAACAUUGGGUCACCAUGAUUCCAAUGUUAAAUUCAGUAAUAGUUUUCAAUACGACCACCAUCCUAGUCAAUUGAAGAAAAUCAUGACCAAAACAAAUAAGGAAUGGAUAGAACAACAACGUCCUGAAAUUCUUUCCCUUGUAAAAGAAGAGUUGGAACAUGACGAUCUUACGAACAUGAGAGAAAGAUUGAGACAAAUGGCAAAAGCCUUCAAAGAGGAAGAAAGGAAUAGAAACAAAUUUUCCAGAGCUUUUAGAAGAUUAAAAUUGUGGUGGGGAAGCCACAGAGCAACAAGAAUCAUUUCCCAUUUAAACCCUUUUGUAAAUUCAUUGCAAGUCAUUGAGAAGAGAUUUGGUAGUGGUGUUGCUACGUAUUAUGACUUUUUCUAUUCGGUAAUCAAGAUGAAUUUCUUUGUUGCUGUUUCUUCAUUCCUAUUAUUAAUUCUACCAUGGUUAUUGAGACCACUUGAUAAUUGGCCAGAUGUUUGGAAGUUGGAUUUCCUCAUGGGUCUAUUUGGUGUCAAGUCAAACAUAAUUGGACUGACAUGGUUCUUCUUUGGUGGUUAUGAGGAUAGACUUGUAUUGUUUUCAACAGUUAUUUGGCCAUUCGCUUUUGUUUAUGUGUUUGUGGUGAUUUUGAACUUUUCGAUUUGUAUAGUUUCUAUUUGUAUGAGUAUAGGUGCUAAGGUUACAAGUGUGUCACAUAUUGACGAAAAAAACACUAGAUACCUUGAGGCAGUCUUUAACAGUUAUAGUUUUGGUGUACAAUCCAAGGAAGGUGUCCAAGAUCUUCAAAGAUAUUUGGCCACCAAAUUGGCAGAGUACAGAAAUGCAGACUUUGCUAAAGAAAAGUCAGCUGCUCAAAAAUCUCCAAAAGAACUUGUAUUCUUGGUUUUUAAAAGAGCCAUUGGUAUUGCAGUGAGCGGCUUCUUUUUAGUAGGUACACCAGUGGCUGUCUACUUUAUUGUCCAAUAUUAUGAAAUUAUUAAUUCUGCUUUCCCUUUUACAACUUCAGUGCUGUCAUCAACAAUUUCCUUGCUCUUCCCAAUUAUUAUUUCAUACAUGGUCCACUUAGAAGGUUAUGCUGAAAGAGCUACAACAGAAUGGAAUAUUAUCAUUAGAACAUAUGUUAUCAAAAUGUCAACCACCGUUGCUUUGAUGGUGAGAGUCUUGUUCUUGGACGAAAGUGAUGGUAAAUGCAGACAAACUGAGGCAGGUUUAGUCUUUUGGCAAAUGAUUUGGAUCGAAUUUGCUGUGAGCAUUUUCAAAACAUUAAUUUUCCUUCCUGUUAGGUACAAUUUAAUGAGAUGCAUAACAAAAAAGAAAACUGAUGACGACUGGGAAUCAAAAAGAAGAGGAAAAGUUGAGUUUGAUGUUCCUGAAAACGUUAUCGAAUUGCUUUACAGACAGUCCUUAAUAUUCGUCGGUAUGAUUAUGUCUCCAAUGAUUCCAAUUGCUGGUUUGUUUUCAAACCUUGUUUUAUACUUUUGUAAAUAUUUGAUAAUGAGAGUUACUGCCAAAUUCCCAGACAAUCCAUAUGAAAGAGGUAAGAGCAGUCCUUUCAAUUUGAACAUGUUGCUCCUCACUUUUGUCUUUUGUCUGGUUCCACUUGGUUUCUUCUUGUUCCAAGCCUCAGGAAGUAACUGUGGUCCAUUCAGAGCUUCUGCUUUAGCAUCUCAACAAAUGCCAAUUGAAGCUGCCCUUACUGCCUUAAGUCUUGCAUUCACAUUUUAUCAAGAUGAGAAUGCAGCCUUAAAUUGGGAAAAUAUCUUAUUCUAUGCUGGUCACAAGAUAACUUUGGGUUCUUUGGUAGUCUUCUUUGUUAUUGUUUCCUAUUUCCUUUUAAAGUAUCUUAACAUGUUUAGAAUGAAGUACACUGCUGCCGAAUUGAGGGCCAAUUCUGAAAGAAAGGAAAAAUCUCAAAUCCUCAGAGAGUACGUGCAGAGGACAAAUCUUAAAUAUUAA
This is a messenger RNA of Naegleria gruberi, 2364 nucleotides long. RefSeq lists its product as uncharacterized. Bases 1 to 2364 code for a protein of 787 amino acids. The transcript has a single exon. Gene Ontology annotation, cellular component: plasma membrane. Gene Ontology annotation, molecular function: mechanosensitive monoatomic ion channel activity. Lineage: Eukaryota; Heterolobosea; Eutetramitea; Acrasida; Naegleriidae. The record is from RefSeq and is a predicted model, not a curated record.